UCCUGCACUCGAGUCCAGAGGUCGCCACACCAGUCCGCCUGCCAGACACCCGCGAGUCGACAUGAGGGCCCUGAUGCUGCUGAGCCUGGCGGCGUGCGCGCUGGCGGACUCCUCCACCACCACCGAGAAGGCCCAGGAGGCCACCACCAAGGCCAACAUCGGCAAGCGCACCGUCAACUACGGCGGCUUCGGCGGCUUCGGCGGCUUCGGCCAGGGCCUGGGGCAGAGCUACGGGGGGUUCGGCGGCUUCGGGCAGGGCCUGGGGCUCAACUACGGGGGCCUGGGCGCCGCCAGCAGUCUGCAGCCCCUGGUGCUGGGCGCAGGUCACGGCCUGGGCCAAGGACUCCUCCUGGGCGGCCAGAGCCUGGGUCAGCCCCUGGUUCUCCAGGGCGCCGGUCUGGGCGGGUACUCCGCCCCGCUGGCCUUCUCCUCGGGAUCCAGGCUGGGUCCCGUCACCUUCGGCGCGCACGGCGGCGGGUCUGCCGCCGCCGCCUCUCUGCAGGCCUUCGCCGUGCCCAGCAGCUCAGGCGUGUCAUCCGCGUCCUUCGCCCCCAGCCUGGGCAGCUACCCCGCCUCCGCCGGCCUCGGCUACUACGGCAGCGCCAGCUACUCGUCCCCGAGCCUCAGCGCUGCCAGUCUGGGCAGCUACUCGUCUCCUAGCCUCAGCGCCGCCAGUCUGGGCAGCUACUCGUCUCCUAGCCUCAGCGCCGCCAGUCUGGGCAGCUACUCGUCUCCUAGCCUCAGUGCCGCCAGCCUUGGUAGCUACUCCUCGUCCCCGAGCCUCGGCGCCGCCAGCCUUGGUAGCUACUCGUCGUCACCGAGCCAUGGUUCCGCCAGUCUUGGCAGCUACUCGUCUCCCAGCAGCAGCUACUCAUCUCCGAGCAUCAGCAGCGGCAGCUACUCGUCCCCCAGCAGCAGCUACUCGGGCAGCUACUCGUCCCCGAGCAUCAGUUCCGCCAGUCUCGGCAGCUACUCAUCCCCGAGUAGCAGCUACUCGUCUCCCAGCAGCAGCUACUCGGGCGGCUACUCGUCGCCCGCGAGUAGCUACAGCGCGGCGGACAGCAGCUACAGCAGCAGCAGCAGCAAGGGUGGCUACUCGCGGUAACAACUGCCAACACUCGCUCACUUCACUCCUCGCUCAAGAACUCCCAUCUAACCAUCCUUACCAUCCUCGCCACCAUCACCUCCACAACUGACUGUCCACCAACAAAUCAACCAAACCUAGUGUAGUGCUUUUGUAUUUUUUUGUUGCAUACUGUUGUUGUUGUUAAAUAAAUUUUUAUAGUAAAACUA
Messenger RNA from Bacillus rossius redtenbacheri, 1293 nucleotides. Its product is annotated as keratin, type I cytoskeletal 9-like. NCBI's taxonomy places the organism in Eukaryota, Metazoa, Arthropoda, Insecta, Phasmatodea, Bacillidae. The coding region runs from base 62 to 1105 and encodes 347 amino acids. The transcript has 2 exons. The record is from RefSeq and is a predicted model, not a curated record.